Messenger RNA from Orycteropus afer afer, 1879 nucleotides. It is a transcript of the gene PRORP, whose product is annotated as protein only RNase P catalytic subunit. Gene Ontology annotation, biological process: mitochondrial tRNA 5'-end processing; tRNA 5'-leader removal. Gene Ontology annotation, molecular function: protein binding; ribonuclease P activity. The record is from RefSeq and is a predicted model, not a curated record. Lineage: Eukaryota; Metazoa; Chordata; Mammalia; Tubulidentata; Orycteropodidae. Gene Ontology annotation, cellular component: mitochondrion; mitochondrial ribonuclease P complex.
AUGACUUUCCGUUUGUCUGGGUUUCGAAGCUUUCCUGAGCUUUGGAAGAACAACAAGAAGGUAUGCCUUGGGUUAUGUUCAGGAAACUCUCAUCUCUCUCUCUUUCUUUUGGACGGCUAUGGCAUCAGGAACCAACAGAGGUGGUUCUCUUUUACAACAGUGUCUCCACAGAAUUCCAAAGCAUUGAAUCUGCUGAAUGGCAAGACCAGGUAUCGCGGGAAAGAAGAUGAGAGAAAUAAUAAGCAAGUUUCUUCUGAUUCUCAUCUUUUUGCAGCUGGAGCAGCUAAGAAGAGAUCACAGAUGAAUCCUCAGAGUAAAGAUCAUAUCUCACCACCUGUGAGGAACACUGUUCAGCUCCCAACAAAACCUUUGAAUUCAGAGGAAUGGGAUAAACUUAAAGAAGAUUUCAAAGGAAAGGCCAAUUUUGAAAAUUGGAUCAGCUCACAGAUAACUCACGGCCAUAGCUCUAUAGAUGUGGCCAAAUCUCUGCUGGCAUGGGUAGCUGCAAAAAACAAUGGUAUCGUAAGCUACGAUUUACUGGUCAAAUAUUUGUAUCUCUGUGUCUUUCAUAAGCAGACAUCAGAGAUUAUUGAUGUCUAUGAAAUCAUGAAAGCCAGAUAUAGACGUUUAGAACCAGGGGGUUACACUCUUCUCAUCCAGGGAUUGAUCCAUUCAGACAGAUGGAGAGAGGCUUUGCUGCUAUUAGAAGAUAUCAAAAAAGUGAUGAUCCCUUCAAAAAAGAACUAUAAUGACUGUAUCCAGGGAGCUCUUUUUCAUCAAGAUGUAAACACAGCUUGGACUCUGUAUCAGGAAUUGCUAGGUCAUGAUCUUAUUCCUAUGUUGGCAACUUUAAAAGCUUUCUUUGAUUUUGGAAAAAAUAUAAAAGAUGAUCAAUAUACAAAGAAACUACUGGACAUUCUUCUGUAUCUAAGAAACAAUCAGCUAUAUCCUGGGGAGUCUUUUGCACAUAGUAUAAAAACAUGGUUUGAGAGUAUUCCUGGAGAACAAUGGAAAGGACAAUUCACCACAGUCCAGAAAAGUGGUCAAUGUUUGGGGUGUGGAAAAACCCUCGAGUCUAUUUACCUGAGUCCAGAAGAGUAUGAACUUCUCAAGGAAAAUGUCAUGAGCAAUGUGAUAGAUGGAGGUGACCAAUACAAAAAGACAACGCCUGAGGAACUUAAGAGAUUUCAGAACUUCGUAAAGUACUGUCCUCCUUUUGAUAUUGUCAUCGAUGGGCUCAAUGUUGCCAAGAUGUUUCCUAAAGCUCGUGAAUCUCAAGUUCUCUUAGAUGUGGUCUCUCAGCUAGCCAGACAGAAUCUGCGACUGCUGGUCCUAGGCCGGAAGCACAUGCUCAGGCAGUGUUCCCGGUGGAAAAAGGAUGAGAUGGAAAAAGUGCAAAAGCAAGCAAGCUGUUUCUUUGCUGACAAUAUCUCGGAGGAUGAUCCAUUCCUUCUGUAUGCCACACUGCACUCGGGGAACCACUGCAAGUUUAUCACAAAAGACCUGAUGCGGGACCACAAAGCUUGUCUGCCUGAUGCCAAGACCCAACGCCUGUUCUUUAAAUGGCAGCAAGGACAUCAGCUGGCAAUUAUUAAUAGGUUUCUAGGAUCAAAAAUAACCUUUCAGCAUAUUCUCAGCUAUGACACAGUGGUGCAAACAACUGGAGACUCAUGGCAUAUACCAUAUGAUGAAGAUCUGGUGGAAAGAUCCUCCUAUGAAGUGCCAAACAAAUGGCUUUGCCUUCACCGGAAGAUGUGAAGACUCUUACCCUCUAUACUAAGUUUGUGUUUGGGGCCCUCCUGGUUGGCAGCAGAGCUCUUAAGUUGAUGCCUGUCUAGGGCAUUGCCUAUGUCCUGAAGACUAAAGGAUUCUGUUAACA